CUUUUUUCUUCUUCUUCUUCAACAAUCCUCCUUUCUACUCUCUGUAAACCGCUUGUUUCUCUCUCUCUACACAAUUCACAUUCAUUUUUUUGCUUCUACCUUUGAAAUCACGAGAUCCCCAUCUCUCUUUCCCCCCAUUUUUUUCUCCACUUUUUCUGUAUAUCUCUACUUCAGAGCCAUUUUUACCAUUUGCUUGUUCGUGAUUGAGGCUCUAAGAGAUAUACAUUGUUGCAACAUUAAAAACCCAGUUCAAGAUUGAAGCUCUGAGAGAUAUGCAUUGCUGCAUUUGUUAAAAAAAUCACAUUCUUGAAUUUUAUAGAAGAAGAGAAAUGUUGGGUUCUAAAAAGGGUAAUUCUGAAAUGGAUUCUAAAAAAAGUGUUUCAAAAAUGGGUUCUGAUUCUUUAGCUGAUCGGUUGAAAAAUUCUUUGAGUUGUGAUGACAAAGAAAAGAGCGAUGAAAAACCCGAUUUGGGUUCACCAGUUUCAACAUUACGGACUGGAAAAAGUGGGUUAAGUUCUAUUUCUACUACUAGUACUACUACAACUACUACAAGAAGCAGCUCGAAUUCAUCUGCAUCGGUAUCUGGUCGGAAUGUGUCUUCCGGUCAGUUUUCCGGUAGGGGUUCAGUCAAGAAUUCACCUACAGGACGUGGGCGUAAGCCGAAUCGUCCAUCAAUUUUCUCCGGUGAGAGUUCCUCUACUUCCCCUGCACCUGCACGUAAUGUGCUUCCCCCCUGCGGCAAUCUUUUCCCGUCUGGUAUUGUCGUGACAACUGGGAUGGCUAGUAAGCCUGUUAGGACUGAGUUAAGGUCUGAUCCCAACUGGGAUGCUUACGGUUACGGAAGCAUAGUGCGUGGUGGUGCUUCUCGGAAAUCCGGUGGUGUUGCCGGUAGUUCUACGUCGAAAUCCGGUGGUGGUGUUGUUUCCAGUUCGAGAAAUGAACUGGAGGAGUUGAAGAUAAAAGGGAAUGAGAUUUACAGGAAGGGUAAUUUUUUAGAAGCAUUGAAUCUUUAUGAUAAAGCUAUAGCAAUUUCUCCGAGCGAUGGUAUAUUACAUUGUAAUCGUGCUGCUGCGCUGAUCGGUUUAAAGAGAUUAGGGGAAGCAGUGAGGGAAUGUGAAGAAGCUAUUAGAUUGGCUCCAUCAUAUGUUCGAGCACACCAGCGUUUAGGAUCUUUGCUACUUAGUUUAGGACAGGUUGAAAAUGCAAGGAGACACUUUUUUUUCGAAGGUCAUAAACCAGAUCAAGCCGAGUUGCAGAAGUUGCAAGCAGUGGAGAAACAUAUUAGCAAAUGCACUGACGCCCGGAAACUUGGAGAUUGGACGACUGUGUUAAAAGAAGCUGAGGCAGCAACUUCUUCUGGAGCUGAGGCAUCUCCUCAGCUAUUUGCAUGUAGAGCGGAAGCUUAUUUGAAGCUGCACCAAUUAAGGGAUGCUGAAAUGUGGAUAAAUAAAACUGGGAAGUAUGAGCCUUCUGCCGCAGCAUGCCAGUCAAAACUUUUUGGGAUGCUCUCUGAAGCAUACAUAUUCUUUGUCCAAGCUCAGAUUGACACCGCUCAUGGAAGGUAUGAUACUGCACGUAGUGCCAUUGAAAGAGCUGCACAGAUUGAUCUUCAAAGUGCUGAAGUUACUGCUUUACUCAAAAGCAUGAGGCUGGUGGGGCGAGCUCGUACUCGUGGCAACGAGUUAUAUAAAUCUGCAAGAUAUACUGAAGCUUGUGCUGCUUAUGGGGAAGGGCUCUCGCGUGAUUCUUCGAAUUCAGUUCUCUACUGUAAUAGAGCAGCUUGUUGGUAUAAACUUGAAGAGUGGGAAAAAUGUCUCAAUGAUUGCAACCAUGCUCUCCUUAUCCGGCCAAAUUAUACUAAAGCUCUUUUUCGAAAAGCUGCCUCAAAUACCAAGCUGGAAAGAUGGGCUGAAGCUGUGAGAGAUUACAAGGUUUUGCAGCGGGAACUUCCAUAUGACAAGGAGGUUGCUGAAUCAUUAUUCCAUGCCCAAGUUGCAUUAAAAAAGUCACGUGGAGAAGAUGUUCACAAUAUGAAAUAUGGUGACAAGGUGGAGUUGGUUUUGGAUCUUGAGAAGUUCCAGGCUGCGAUUACGUCAUCUGGUGCAUCUGUUGUCUAUUUUAAAGAAGCAUCCAACCUACAAUGCAAGCAUAUGUCCUCAUUCUUGGACACCUUAAGCACCAAAUUUCGUUCACUAAGUUUUCUCAAGGUGGAUGUGGAACGCAGCCCAGCAAUCGCUACAGCAGAGAACAUUACAACAGUACCUACAUUUAAGAUUUACAAGAAUGGCAGCCGCGUGAUGGAGAUGGUUAGCCCAAGUCGGGAGAUGUUGCAGUCCUCGGUUAAGCAUUACAGUAUUUAGGAGCACGGUUGACAAUUCAUUGUGCUUCUCUUGCCAUUCCAAUUGCCUGAUUACUCUGAACACCUUCUCCACUCCCAUUCUAGAAAGGAUUUUACAUAUACAUGUGACAUAAUCAGAACCUACCAUUUACCCUCAUUCAUUCCUCAUAUAUGCCUGGUUUCCGACUUCUUUCCCCAUCUCCGAUACUCUUCCAUUUGUACUUUUUACAUUUUUGAGGAUUGCCUCCCCCUAGGAUAAGCCAUCUUCAGUUGUGAGGAUUAGUGAACAUUGCAGAGUUGAUUUUACGGCAAUAUAGGUGAACAGUUAGAAAGAAGAGAAAGUAGUUAGAUAAGGAUCAUAACAUGUAUAGAUAUGAUCAUAUACACAAAACUAUCUGGAGGUGAAGGACAUGGUAGAUACUGGAUUAGUGAAAAGAAUAUGAUGUUGUUAAGCAUUCUAUCAAUAAAAGUUCUCAUUUUUCCUUA
Messenger RNA from Solanum dulcamara, 2824 nucleotides. Its product is annotated as TPR repeat-containing thioredoxin TTL1-like. Gene Ontology annotation, molecular function: protein binding. The coding region runs from base 330 to 2360 and encodes 676 amino acids. The record is from RefSeq and is a predicted model, not a curated record. Gene Ontology annotation, cellular component: cytoplasm. The transcript has 8 exons. NCBI's taxonomy places the organism in Eukaryota, Viridiplantae, Streptophyta, Magnoliopsida, Solanales, Solanaceae.